GCGUUCUCGUGACUUCUCUGCACGCAGCGCUUUGCUUUGCCUUGCUUGCUCAGUGCGCGCAAAAAGUCGUGAGCCAACAAUCACACACACAGCCAGCGGCACAAGCAAGCGGCAAAGUCGCACAAGCAAUGCGCACCUCACACAAAAAAGCACACACACACAAACAACGCAACGCACACCUUUCCCACCAUCAUCCCAUCACAGCAUCACACUUUGAAUCUGCACGAGCUGCGUGCGACUUGGUUUUCGAACCUCUCGGCUCUGAAAAGCAGCAGCAUUGUGUGUGCAGCAGCAUCACCCCCCCCCUAACCAACUAACGCUGACGCCGUCGUCCAUAAUUAGAGCAACCACACAACAACAACAACAACAACAACAACACCAACGACAACGACAAGCCGCCCGUUGCUGAUUUUCAAAACCUUCGCCUCGGCCACGUUGUUGCUUCACUUUUCAAAGCCGCCACACCGUACCAACACCAGCAGCUCCAGAAGAUGAUGGAAGCACAGCCCAUGAUGACAGGAGAGGAGCAACAGCAGCAGCAGCAGCAGCAGCAGCACCCGCAUCACGACCAGCAGCACUUGCACGCCCACUCCGACAGCAUCAUCCCGCGCGGUGUCGGCGCACCGCACCAGGACCCCAUCAUCAAGGGGGAGCCGUUUCGCGCGGGCCCGCGCUACGCCAACAUCCGCUUCAUUGGCGAGGGCGCAUAUGGGGUGGUGUGCUCGGCCGUGGACCUCGCCACCCAAGAGCAGGUGGCCAUCAAGAAGAUUUGCCCCUUUGAGCACCAGACAUACUGCCAGCGCACGCUCAGGGAAAUCAAGAUCCUCACCCGCUUCAAGCACGAGAACGUACGCAACACAUGCGCGUGUUGUGUUCUAUGCUCGUGUGCACUGGACCUGCUUGAGAAGAUGCUCAUCUUCAACCCGGACAAGCGCAUCACUGUGGAGAUGGCCCUGUCCCACCCGUACUUUGAGCAGUACUAUGACCCCUCCGACGAGCCAGAGGCAGAGGAGCCCUUCACAUUCGAGUGUGACGUCGACGACAUUGGCAAGGAGGCCCUCAAAGAGCUCAUCUUUCAAGAGGUGCAGGCAUCUCGCGCCCGCGAAGCACAAGAACUUGCAGCAAUGUGACCGCGACGCUGAUGCAAUCGCCAGCAACUGUUAUCGCUCGCUCGUUCGCUCGCCAUGGUUUUGUGUUAGCCCAUAUGUUCCCCUUGGCCCCUUCUCUUCCUACACACACGACGCAGCACCAGCAGCGGCAUGACACACACACGCACACAUGUGUGUGUGUGUGUGCGUGUUUCUUGGAUCGUUUAUAACUGCCGCCUCCCCUUUCUCUUCCCCAUCUCUUCUUUUGUGCUGCUGGUUUUCUGCCAUUGCUGUGGUGUGCUCGUUGAUUCAACCCCCACACCCAAACAUGUCGCCAUUCCAUCAUUCCAUCCUUUCAUUGUUAAUCGCUCGUUUCCAUGGAGCCUUGUUCUCAGUGACUGCGUGCAUCAAACCACACCGCGGCACAACAUGUCACCCCGGCCACCACCACCACCACAACUUCUUCCUAACUGCCCGGUCACUGUUUCUUCGUUUCCUGUUUUGCUUUCUUGACAUUGCGUUUUGUUGUAUGCUUUUGGCAUAAUCAAUUGAACGGUCAAACCACCCACCCUUCCCGCCCAAAGCAGCCCUGCUUCCUGCCACCUCCCUUGCUUUGCUUGGUGAUGGAUUGAUUUCCACUUUUGUGUGUUUGCGACCCCUCUUCCCCUCUCGCGCCGUGUCUGGUGUUCUCAACGAAGCGUGACAGUUUGGUGCGUGCGCGUGGGUUUACUCUCGUCGUCGUCGUCGUUGUUGUUACCGUUGUUGGUGCACGUUCAACAGUGAACUGACGCUGUGCAACCA
Molecule: messenger RNA, 1889 nt
Organism: Salpingoeca rosetta
Lineage: Eukaryota; Choanoflagellata; Craspedida; Salpingoecidae
Product: MAP kinase
Exons: 6
Coding region: 492-1130 (212 amino acids)
Biological process (GO): protein phosphorylation; intracellular signal transduction
Cellular component (GO): cytoplasm; nucleus
Molecular function (GO): protein serine/threonine kinase activity; ATP binding
Source: RefSeq, a predicted model, not a curated record